This is a messenger RNA of Saccostrea cuccullata (small rock oyster), 930 nucleotides long. Its product is annotated as flavin-containing monooxygenase 5-like. The coding region runs from base 249 to 833 and encodes 194 amino acids. Gene Ontology annotation, molecular function: NADP binding; N,N-dimethylaniline monooxygenase activity; flavin adenine dinucleotide binding. NCBI's taxonomy places the organism in Eukaryota, Metazoa, Mollusca, Bivalvia, Ostreida, Ostreidae. The transcript is spliced from 4 exons. The record is from RefSeq and is a predicted model, not a curated record.
AUUUGUCUUAGAAAAAUCUUCAUGAUAACUGAAGUUUUUAAGAUAUUUAGGUUAAAAUACAUUAAGGAUAAUUACAUGUUAGGGACUUUCAACUCACUUUGACAUAUCCACUGUAUUUACAUAUUUAUGUUAUACAUAUUUUAUUACAGUUGUUGUACCCAAAAUUAUUUUCUUCAUUCCUUUAGAACAUAGAAGGAUCAAAGGUCACCUUCGUGAAUGGCCAGUCGGCAGAAUUUGAUGUCAUUGUGAUGUGUACAGGAUACAAGAUUAAUCUCCCUUUUUUGAGUGAGGACCUAAAGAACACUAUCUUGGAUGAAAACACAAACUCAAUCAAACUGUACAAAAAUGUCUUCCAUCCAGAGAUUGGCCACUCUCUAGCCUUCAUUGGCUUUACACAGCCAGCUUCAGGGGGACUUCUUUCAAUGUCCGAAAUCCAGGCCAGGUGGUUCACGGAGCUAUGUAGGGGGCGCUGUAGUCUACCCACAAAACUCACUAUGAACGAAAACAUAAAAGAAGAGGAGGAGAUGGUGAAGUCCAGGUACUAUCAUUCCAACAGACACACGAUACAGAGGGACCCCAUACUGUACAAUGAUGAAAUAGCCGCCAUGUUUGGAGCCAAACCUGAGCUCCUGAAGAAUCCAUCUCUGGCAUGGAGAUUAUUGCUUGGAUCCUGCGGCACAUACCAGUGGCGACUCCAGGGACCGAACGCUUGGAAAGGUGCCAAGGAUGCAGUGCUGAAAGUCCCAGUUCCGGAAAUGUGGCAGUAUACAGGAGUUAUUGUGCUGGUGCUACUGGGAAUAUGUCUGCUAUACAUUCUGUCUUUCUUGUUCUAACUUUUGAACAUACCGGUGAAUUUAUGACUGAAUGUGUCUGCAGAGCCAUUGUCAAUGAAACAUUCCUUGUGAUAGACUGUGAUAAACAUGAUGUGCA